GCUUUGAAUGUCGCUAUCCAUUGUAUCGCAACGUAUCUUUCGUGAAAUCAAGAGAGGCCUACCAUUAGACGCCCUGAAGGCCGCGCAGUAAAUAGCAUCAUAUUUUCAUAAUAAUCAUAAUAAUAUGUGAAUAGCUCUGAGAAUGACUGUAUAAUCAGCUAGUAUUCAUGUGGAACGAAAUUAAGAAAUAAGAACAACUAAAAGGUGACUCUGACUCCGGAAGAAUUCAAUGAGCAAUUCGAAUAUUGGUAACGCUGCUAUUUAUCGUCAUAUGUGUAAUGAUACUACCAUAAUUAUAAUCCACCUUGGACCGAAUAUUAUAUGAAAUGGGAUCUGCAGGUGUGGUGUGUGUCGUAUUGGUUGUAGCCAUUCUAAUCGUUUACUCGGCUGUGAUCUCAUAUCUCCACUUCAGAACUAGCAAUCCAACCUUGCCGACUCUGAAGAACGCACCCGAAGUGAUCGGUGUUACGACCUCGUAUAUUUGGGUUUCAUGGCAUCUAAAUUACAAUGGUAACGGUCCAGUCUGCGGGUCCACUGUCUAUCUCCAAAAUCCUUCAUCGACAUCGUGGACGAGUGUCGGUUUUGUUCCCUUGGAAGGUGAUGCAAACUACCAAUUCGUGAUUGACCGACUGGAUGCAGGGACCGGCUAUGGUAUAAGUGUCCGUCUUCUCCACUGCUCGGGGAAAGAAGGGACAGCAAGUCCCGAACUGUCCACGUCAACACAGAAUUAUGUUUUGCCCAGCUUGCACCAGCACCCUAGCACAAUAGCAUCAGGAACAACCUAUGCAACUAUCCUAUGGCAAGAUGAAUACGUCGGUGAUGGUCCUACGUGCGGCUAUGCUAUUGACAGGAGGGGUCUAGGGGAUGACACCACGCCUUGGACGACAGCAGGUUUCGUGCCAUUGCAACCGGGUCCACAGUCUGUGGAACAAAGUGUCUUCAACCUAACUGGCUUAGAACCGUCUAUGGGGUACCAGGUCUCAGUAAGACCUAUCAUGUGCGACGGUGCAAGGAUUAUUCAACUCGGAGAAGGGCCAUUAUUGUCUCUCAGGACUUCCUCAAUUGAACCACCGACUUUGCUGGUGGCACCUGUUCUGACCAAUAUUUCAACGUCACACGCGGAGAUCGAGUGGACUAGCGACCACCAAGGAGAUGGCCCUAUCUGUGGUUACGAUAUCGACCUCAAGAAGGACGUUGGCGAUAACAACGAACCGUGGCUUAGUGUCGGGUUCGUACCGGUUGGCAGCGAGCUCGAGUUCUACAUCGGGCACCUUGAGGCGGAUACUGGCUAUCUAGUCGCUGUUUCGGUCAUCAAUUGCUUAUCCGGUGAGGACGGUCCACAACGGCCUGUAUUAUCAUUCAGAACCACGGCGCCUGUAACGGAGACUGUCACAAUUACAUCUCAUACGCUUUCUCCAGCAGCACCAGAUGGAACUGAUAUGACUGAAAUCCCACCAGCAACAGUGACGUCCCCCUGCUCGAACAUAUCGGAGGUGAACUGUACAGAAUGUCUUCAAAAUACUACACUCAUCAUGCCUGUAUACGAGGAAUGCCAUAGUUGGAAACUGGCUUUUAGUGUCGUUUUACCUUCGCUCCUUUUUCUUCUAGGACUACUUGUUUUGAGUUACAUCAAGUUGAAGCGGCGAAGUAAUAAUAGCAUUGGAUCUCUGGAAAAUAACCUCAGCCAGUGCAUCGUUGCCGCCAUACCAACGCAACCAACAACAACCAACAUACGCAAUGUCUAUGCUGAAUGCAGUGAUAUCGAGAACGAUUACGAAGAGAUGAUUACGAAGAACAAAAACGUCAGCAAAUAUGGGUCUAUAACAGGGGGGAGAAUUGUAUGAAAGUUUUUUUAAUAAUAUUUCGCAUUGAAUUUUAUUCAAUUGUAUGCACGUAUCGAGUGAACCUUCCUAACAGCAACACU
Molecule: messenger RNA, 1924 nt
Organism: Lytechinus pictus (painted urchin)
Lineage: Eukaryota; Metazoa; Echinodermata; Echinoidea; Temnopleuroida; Toxopneustidae
Product: twitchin-like
Exons: 7
Coding region: 327-1844 (505 amino acids)
Molecular function (GO): protein binding
Source: RefSeq, a predicted model, not a curated record